Messenger RNA from Acanthocheilonema viteae, 1849 nucleotides. NCBI's taxonomy places the organism in Eukaryota, Metazoa, Nematoda, Chromadorea, Rhabditida, Onchocercidae. The record is from the annotation of a GenBank genome assembly.
AUGGCACGCCGCCAAAUGUACGUGUUCGGAUGUGCAGGUGAUGGGCAAUUGGGUUUUCGGCCAAAUUCUACCGAAAAUGAUGAUCAAAUGAUACUUUUUCCGCAAUUGGUAUAUGGUGCACCUACCGGAGAGCAUGGUGUUACUGUGAAAGCUGUUGCUAGCGGUGAAAAGCAUACGCUAUUUUUGGCUGAUGAUGGAAAAGUAUGGUCAUGUGGUAGUAAUUAUAAUGGCGAACUUGGUCGAGGAGGUGUCAACAAAGGCUCAUGUACUAUAUAUCCAGUGCAUAUGUCAAGUACCGUUAGCAUCAUCCAAAUAUCAGCUGGUCGAAGUCACAGUAUGGCAGUUUCAGAUGAUGGCCGGUUGUUUGCAUGGGGUAGUAACAGUCAUGGACAACUUGCAAUGUCUUGUGAUAUUCUUAUUUCUGAUACUCCCAAACGUGUGCCAUCAUUGCCAGAAACAGUACAAGUAACUUGUGGAGCAUCUCAUACAGUUUCCUUAAAUGGAGGUGGUCGAGUAUUUAUUUGGGGACAACAACCCGAUGGGCGAAUACGACAUUCCCCUGCAGAAGUUGAAAUAUUCGUUUCUGUACCUAUAAUUCAGAUUAGUGCGGGAAAUUUGUUCACAAUGGCUUUAACGGCGAGUGGAACAUUAUAUGCUUGGGGAAAGAACGAAGAGGGACAACUUGGAGAUUUUACAAACAAAGAUGUCAGUAAUCCAUGUGAAGUACCAAAUAUUAAUUCAGUCGUGGCAGUUGAGUGUGGUGACAGCCAUUCUGUUGCACUCACUCAUGAAGGACGUGUAUUUUCAUGCGGCAGCGAUUCGUUUGGACAGCUGGGCUGUGGUCAGCCAAGUAGAUCACACAACUGUAUGAGAGGUAUCACCGAAAUGCUUGGAAGCCAUGUAACGAGAAUUGCUUGUGGAAGGUGUCACACAAUGGUUGUGGCAAAUGGAAAAAUGCAUACGUUUGGAUUGAAUAGCAAUGGACAACUGGGUCAUGGAAAUACACGAAAUCAAAUUACACCACGUACGAUUAAUUCAGUUAGGAAUGUGGCAUCAGUAUUCGCGGGUUGGGAUCAAAGUUUCUGCUUGCAGAUUCAUGCAAAACAUGCAUAUGAAGUGCUUUCUGGACCAAGCAGCUACCUUCAAAGACCGAAGUAUUUGUCACUGCAACGUGUUCGUGAUUUGUUUGCAGUUGGUGACAAAUUAACUAUUAUUGGAGAAUUAGAAUCUGUAUUUUCGUCUUUAUCUUCUAUAAAUGCCUCAUUUCUUUACGAAAAUGAAAAAAGAUAUCGAUGUAGUGCUUCGAACAACUGUUUGGAUUUGGAUCAUGUCGUGCAGGCAUCUAGUAUUAUUUCGGAAAAUACAGAUGCAGAUCAGUAUGCAGAAAUAAUGCUAACAAGUCUAGAUGCAGCAGGAAUGUGGGAACUGUCGUGGGAAAAAAUAACCUCUUUGGAAUCCCUUCGAGUUUAUCUCAUUUUGCCUUCAUUAUAUUUAUUUUCUUCACCUUCCUAUGCAUCAGUCAGAACACUUCAUUUGCCGUUUGUUCGUGCAAUUCAACUACUGCGCGAAGCAGAUCGGAAAGUACUAGAAAGGUGGUGGUCAUUGUUCGAGCGAAGACAUUUCAAUCGUUUAGUAUCGGCGUUGGUUAAAGCUUUGGAGCAACUUGUAGAGCAUGAGCCGAAUAAUACUUCUGAUGUUAUUCCUUUUUGUUCGAUUCUUUCACAGUUGAAUACUAUCAAUAGAUCCCAGAAGUUGAUCGCUUACGACAAAUUUUAUGUACACAAUUUACAGAAAAAAGUUGAUAUGGCUAACGAUCUUGCUAGAUGGGAAUUUAGUGUAAGUAUUGUUG